AUGAGUGAGUUAUCCCAUGCACAGAAUCCCCAAACUUCUUUCUUUACUUGCAUUUCAUGUAGUAUCAAAUUCCCCACGGCUGACCUGCAAAGGCUACAUAUGAAGACAGAUUGGCAUCGGUAUAACCUGAAGAGAAGAGUCGCCUUAUUGCCUCCCAUUCCUUCAGAUGUUUUUGCUGAAAAGUUCAUUAUAAACCGCAAUGAAGAAUCUGAGCGGCAAAAUGAAGAUGAGGACGGGUUUGCAAUUCAUAGAAGAUUCAAGAACCCUAAUAGUCAACCUCAAAUGACGAAAAAGGAAAUGAAGAAAAGAGCUGCCUUGGAGAGACUGAGGGGCAGGAAUGAUAGAACGCCUGUCUCCCUUUCUGUGAGGGAAGCUAGCCCAAUUGGAACAGUCGUCUCUCAAGUUUCAGAUUUCACGCUUGGAGAGUCCAUCCACAUCGCUGAUUCAGAAUCGGCCCUACUGUCAGAGCAAGAUUAUAACUCAUACUAUACAAGCGACGAGGAAGGCUAUAGUGACAGUUCGCCUGCCGAAAGAGAUUUUGAAGAGGAGCUACUGUCUGAUAAAGAGAUUUUGGAAGAAAUGAUACCUCAUUCUGCCUGUCUUUAUUGUGGUAUUGAUAAUGUCAACGUUGAAAAGAAUUUGGUCCAUAUGUUUAAAAGCCAUGGACUGUACAUACCUGAGCGAUCAUAUUUAAGUGAUUUGGAGGGAUUGUUAGAUUACCUGAGCUUCAAGAUAUCGGUGGAGAAUAAGUGUUUGCAUUGCGACUUUACCGGAAGAAACUUGCAAGGUAUCAGACAACAUGUGAAGGUGAAAGGUCAUUGUUCACUACCAUAUGAAUCAAAGGAGGAUAGAAGAUUCUUUGGUAAAUUCUAUACUUUCGAACAAGAUUCUGUUGAGAAAAAAGGUGCAACAAGAUCCGUCUCUUUUGCUGAACCUGAGAGAUCGGAAGAUAAUUCCGAUAGAGAGCUUGACCAGGAUAUCCAAGAUGAACAAUAUACUGUAGCUACCAUAGAAUCAUCUGGUUAUGAACUGGUGUUGCCUACAGGAAUCAGACUUGGCCAUAGAUCCUUACAGCGGUACUACAGACAAAAUCUUGGACAUUUGAGCUAUUUGAAUGAUGACGUAAGAACAGUUGCCGUUGCUGAUCCCAGAACGAUGGGUAACCUUACCCAAAAACAAAUUCAAAACCUUGAAAAGACAGCAUACCUCAAAGAGCAAUACUUUAACAGUAAAGCACUAGCCAAGAAAACCAAGUCCAUCAGUAAUCAUAAAAAGUAUUAUGAGCCCGAAAAAUUAAGGUAG
Messenger RNA from Komagataella phaffii GS115, 1302 nucleotides. Its product is annotated as Zinc finger protein. Lineage: Eukaryota; Fungi; Ascomycota; Pichiomycetes; Pichiales; Pichiaceae. The record is from RefSeq and is a predicted model, not a curated record. Gene Ontology annotation, cellular component: preribosome, large subunit precursor. The transcript has a single exon. Bases 1 to 1302 code for a protein of 433 amino acids. Gene Ontology annotation, biological process: ribosomal large subunit biogenesis.